CCCUUAGGAUUUCUUCUGAGACAAUGCAAUCACUGCCCCACAUGAAGUCCUGGAAACCACUGCCACACAUGCCGCCAGACUGCUGACAUUCCCCGUGGCAAGAAGAAAUUGAAAAAAUUCAGAAGGGUGAAACAACAAAGAAGGAUGAGGAAGAGAACUACCUGGAUUUAUUUUCCCACAAGAAUAUGAAACUGAAAGAACGAGUUCUGAUACCUGUCAAACAGUACCCCAAGUUCAACUUUGUUGGAAAGAUUUUGGGACCUCAAGGCAACACCAUCAAGAGACUUCAGGAAGAAACUGGUGCUAAGAUAUCUGUGCUUGGGAAGGGUUCAAUGCGAGAUAAAGCAAAGGAGGAAGAACUGCGUAAAGGGGGAGAUCCCAAAUAUGCUCAUCUAAAUAUGGAUUUGCAUGUCUUCAUUGAAGUUUUUGGACCCCCUUGCGAAGCGUAUGCUCUGAUGGCUCACGCCAUGGAAGAAGUCAAGAAGUUCCUUGUUCCAGAUAUGAUGGAUGAUAUCUGUCAGGAGCAAUUCUUGGAGCUCUCCUAUCUGAACGGUGUACCAGAGCCAACUCGUGGCCGAGGAGUCCCUGUGCGGGGAAGGGGAGCAGCUCCACCACCGCCUCCGCCUGUUCCAAGGGGGCGUGGUGUCGGUCCUCCCCCUCCUCCUCCUCCUCGGGGGGCCCUCGUGCGAGGAGCCCCGGUGCGGGGUGCCAUUGCCAGGGGAGCUGCUGUAGCCCGCGGAGUACCUCCUCCCCCAGCAGUACGGGGUGCUCCUGCACCCAGAGCACGUGCAGCUGGCAUUCAGAGAAUACCGCUUCCUCCUCCUCCCGCACCAGAAACCUAUGAGGAAUAUGGCUAUGAUGAUGCAUAUGCAGACCAGAGCUAUGAGGGGUAUGAAGGCUACUACAGCCAGGGCCAAGGGGACACAGAAUACUAUGAUUAUGGACACGGGGAGGCACAGGAAACCUAUGAAGCUUAUGGGCAAGAUGACUGGAAUGGAACCAGGCCCUCCCUGAAGGCCCCGCCGGCCAGGCCAGUGAAGGGGGCCUACAGAGAGCACCCAUACGGACGUUAUUAAAAAACAAACAUGAGGGAAAAAUAUCAGUUAUGAGCAAACAGUUGUUACUGAUUCUUGUAUCUCCCAGGAUUCCCGUUGCUUUACCCACACCAGACAAGUAAUUGUCUAACUGUUUUUCUUCGUGGCCCUUUUUCUCCCACUCCAUCCUCACCCUGCAUUCUGGCUUCUGUACGUAGUAUUUUAAACUGAGUUAAAUAGAUUUAGAGGACCGACUUUUAAUUUUUUUUUUAAGUGUGUAGAUGGCUUUUCUUUCUUUGUUGUUUAGAUAAACACAACUGUACCUUUUUUAAUAAAAAAAAAAGUUGAGUUAAAAAUGUUAGUUUCAAAAGUGACAUGCUUUGCUUAGCAGUUAUGAGAUUAAGGUUUUGUUAACCUUUUAAGUUUGGUUUUAAGGAACCCAUAAAAGUUGUAGUUGCAGAAUCCCAAAGUAGGCUACAUUUCAAAAUUCAGGGCUGUUUUUAAGAAUUAAAAUCAUAAUGUAACGGUAGUAGCUGCCACCGUUUAAAAGUAACCUCAGAUGUCAAAACUUUCCUUAAAAGCAGAUUGCUGGUGAAUCUUAAGUUUAAAUUUUAAUAUGAAGGAUCCUCAAGCAAAUUAAAUAGCAUUUUUUUAAAGGUAAUUGACUUAAAAGGAAAAAAAAAAACAAAUUAGGUUUGUAAAAUUGACUUUUCUUAUGUGGGUUUUGAAAUCUAGCCCCGAACAUGCAGUGUUGAGAGAUGCUUGGGAAGCAGAUUUUUCCAGUUUAAAGGGGUUCUUAGUUUGGUUCUAUAUGAAGAACUUUUAAGGGAAAACCAAAUUAAAGCAUGGCUCUCAUUGCCCAGUGUUUGAUAUUAGAAAACAGAGUAUUACAUGAGUAGGUCUGAACUCUGUAAAUUUUCUCAUUUUUUAUAGUGCUUGGGCAGAUAAUACAGUGCAAGUUUAAAACUGACAAAAUUGUCAAUAUUAGCAAUCCCAUUGACUUGUUCAAGUGUAUCUCAACACUAGCUUUGCAUAAAAAGGGACACUGCAGCUGAAAAAAAAAAUGAGGAAAAAUUUCACUUUGUACAUAGGAUAAAGUCCUAAUUGGAUUUGUACACUGUCCUCCCACUCUGUUCUUGAAGAUUAAAUGCUACAUGUGUAAGUCUGCCUAAAUAGGUAGCUAAAACUUGUCAAAAUGUCUGCCGCAGUUUGUCAAUAAAGUUUAGUCCUUUUUUAAUCAAAGUAAAUGUGAUGAAUUGUCAUUUUUUUUUGUUGAGCAAUAAAAUAGCUAUUUUUUUUUCAAAUAAAUUUAAAUUAAUGCUAAAGCUAAUUGUCUUUUUAAAACAUGGAGACAUUCUAAAAAUGGUGGUUUUCGUAAUUCUCAGAAAAAGUUUAUCAAGCUCACUGGACGAGCUUAAUUUUUUUUAAAAAAAAAAAAAGAAAGAAAGAAAAAUUGUUUUUCACCCCCUGGAAGUUGUUGAAAGCAGUUUGUUGCUGGACUAUGGCAGAAAUCUGACUUCAGUCUGCUGGAAAGUGUUUACGGUUCUCUGCUGAAUUACUGAUUCAGAUUUCAUGUGGCCUCGCAGAGUAUUCCAGACUGCAGGCUCCAGAUUGAGUCUGAAAUGGCUGGUUUAAACGUAGCGUGACAAAAUGAAUGCUGAAACAUCCGAGGCUUAGCUGCCACCAGGAGGAGAAGGAAACUUGCUUUCUGCUUUACGUAAAUACCCCUUACCCUUGGCUAAGAUGAUGCCCUUCCUACUUUACGGUAGCCUUUACUUGGAAAGCCACUUAAAAACGUAUCUUUGUUUGAGAAGGGUGCUGCAGUUGCUCCUCAUAUCCUUCUGAGAGGGUGUGUCCGUACAGAUAUCUAAUAGCUUAAAGUAAACUGCUGCUUAGACAUGAAAAAUGGUUUGUAUUUCCCAUCUGCAAAAUGAAUCUGGCACUCUAGGGGGAGAGAAUUAAACUGCUCGGGGGUGAAAAAUGGAGCAUUAGGAACCAAACUGCUUGUAGCAGUGCAUGAUUGAGGGGAGUACUUUAAAACAAAAAGUUGUAUUUGUAGAUUGUUAUUAAAGUGUAAAUAACUGAAUUUUCAACAAUGGUUUGGAGUCAGCUUUCAGGGCAUAAUGUCUUGCUUGAUGAAAAGAUCACCCUAUACCCCCCUUUUAAAGGAAAAUUAUCGCAGGAGAAUCAGGAUGUGUAAAGCUAACAUGCAUCGCAAAACCCAAAAGGUAACCUAAAUGUCUGAUUUUAAUAGCACAUUUCUCUUUUACAUAAACUGUGACGGCAACUUGCAUAAACUUUAUUGAAACAAUUCUUCAGAUGUUAAUUUUAAUGUAAAAAUUUGCAAAAAAAAAAAUGUUUAAAAUAAACAUUUAAAAAAAAACCACAUGCUUCUGCAUAAAUUAGCAAUAACUUUAAUAAUGUGCCCUUUGAAAAUGCACUGUAAUGUAAUGUGGGCAAAAAGGAAUCGGCAAGCUUAAAUAUCAAAAGAUGUAAAAUGACAACGAAUAUAGAUAGUCCUGCUACUGCCAAAAAAAAAAAAAAAAAUUCUGCUCAGUUAUUUAAAAAUG
Molecule: messenger RNA, 3604 nt
Organism: Athene cunicularia (burrowing owl)
Lineage: Eukaryota; Metazoa; Chordata; Aves; Strigiformes; Strigidae
Gene: KHDRBS1
Product: KH RNA binding domain containing, signal transduction associated 1
Exons: 9
Coding region: 186-1076 (296 amino acids)
Biological process (GO): regulation of alternative mRNA splicing, via spliceosome
Cellular component (GO): nucleus
Molecular function (GO): poly(A) binding; mRNA binding
Source: RefSeq, a predicted model, not a curated record